Messenger RNA from Lactuca virosa, 312 nucleotides. The record is from the annotation of a GenBank genome assembly. NCBI's taxonomy places the organism in Eukaryota, Viridiplantae, Streptophyta, Magnoliopsida, Asterales, Asteraceae.
AUGGAGAAGAAUAAUGAGAAGUUUCAUUUGGAAAAGCGAACUCUGGAACAAAAGUUGAAGGGUUUGAAAGAAAAGAAAUCUGGACAAAAUGGUAAUGUAGCUUUUGGUUCAGGAAAAGGAAAUGUGAAAAUUGUUCCAGAAAAGGAGUAUGAUCUGAAACUAAAAUUGUCUAAAGAACAACUGGUUGAACAAGCAAAACGUGAUAUUAUGUUUGAUGAACUCCAUGCCUUGAAUACAAAGAUAAUUAAUGAGGAAGUUGAACAAAAGAAUGUUGAAUCAAUUUUGGCUGGCAAGAAAGCAAUGUUUCCAUAA